Colletotrichum spaethianum is the source of this 942-nucleotide messenger RNA. RefSeq names its product glycerol 2-dehydrogenase (NADP(+)). Bases 1 to 942 code for a protein of 313 amino acids. Gene Ontology annotation, cellular component: cytosol. NCBI's taxonomy places the organism in Eukaryota, Fungi, Ascomycota, Sordariomycetes, Glomerellales, Glomerellaceae. The record is from RefSeq and is a predicted model, not a curated record. Gene Ontology annotation, molecular function: aldose reductase (NADPH) activity. The transcript is spliced from 3 exons.
AUGGCGCCGCCUAUCUGUACUAAGACGUUCAAGUUGAACAAUGGUGCGCCAGGAACGGAUGAUGCCAAGGCCUUGGAGGAGUCCAUCAUCCAUGCUUUGAAGAUCGGUUACCGCCUCAUUGACACCGCCCAGAUCUACGGCGUAGAGGAGGUGGUGGGCAAGGCUAUCCGCAACAGCGGUGUCCCCCGGUCCGAAAUUGUUGUCGUCACCAAGUUCUGGGGCAACUGGCACCACGACCCAGCUAAGGCGCUGCAGAUCUCGCUGGACGCUCUUGGGCUUGACUACGUUGACGUCUUUCUCAUGCAUUGGCCGUGGGCCACAACCCCUGCUCCUGAGAAGAAGGUGCUGAAGAAGUGGGAGAGCCCGACCUUUAUCGAGACCUGGAAGAUGAUGGAGCCGCUGGUCGGCGAGAAGUGCAGGUCCAUCGGUGUCAGCAACUUUAUGCCAAAGGUCAUGGACGAGCUGCUUGCAGAGGCCAAGAUCGUACCGGCCGUUAACCAGGUUGAGCUUCAUGCCUUCAACCCGAACCUCAAGCUUGUGCCCUACUGCCAGGAAAAGGGCAUUGUCGUCACAAGCUGGAGUACGUUGGGCGGUUCGCGCGCGGCGCAGAACGAGAUUCUCACCCACGAGCUGUUCACUAGCAUUGCCAAGGCUCAUGAUGUCUCUUCUGGCGUAGUAUCCCUCUCUUGGGCGGUGCAGCGGGGCAUUGCAGUCAUCCCCAAGAGCUCCAAGAAGUCUCGCAUCGAAGAGAACAUCCGUCUUGUCACCCUUACUGACGAGGAGAUGAACAAGAUCAACGAAGCGCACAAAACAAUCAAGAAGGAGAGAUUCUCCAAUAACAUUGCAUCGCAACACAUGGAAAUUGACGGCAAAAUGACUCAGCAGGGCUGGACUUACGUUGACAUGGGAUAUGAAGAUGAAGAUGGCAACUGGUUGGCGUGA